AUGGUUCAGGAUGCACGGUACAAAGCUGAAGUCAAACGUCUCGAGAUGUUUAUCCACGAGACAUCCGGCAAAGGCAUGGAAGCUGUGGUACUAGCUAGAGCAGGAAGCUUGAUCAGAAACAGGCCAGGUGAUACUGCAAAGGAGAGAACAUCUACAGAGGCAAGCCCCAACAAUGAUUCCAUUGCCACUGGUGUUACUCCCCAGAAAGUCAAUACAGAAGCAGCACCUAACUCGGCUUUGCCAACACGACAGAACACAGUGUUAUCGCGUACACGAACCUUUGACACUAGCAAUGAGGUCAGGUUGAGCAACGCCUUUCGAAAACUGGAGAAAACGAAAAACGCCAGCAGCGGCGGCGCUCGCCGAACUGAGGCUCAACAUACUAUCGGCCACGGAAAGGCACACCUUGAACACCACCGAGAAAGUCAGCGUUCUCAGAGUGAUUCUGUGCCUCACAUUGGUCAGACUCCCUAUGACGCAGUCGAUGAACCGCCACACGAAGGCAGUCCCGAGAGGAAGCGCAAUUCGACCGAGAAGGCAGCGGUAUUGCAAGAGGCUGGUGCUGUCGGCCAACCACUCUGCACUGCGACAGAAAGCGCACAUGAGCAUGAGAAAGUGAAGCAGGAUAGAGUUUCAGAGAGCAAGCCCAGUCAAAGCACUCCUCGUCGCGGAUGCACUCCGCAUCGUCGCCAGUUCUCGUUUGUGCCUGGAGACGAUACAACCGGCGAUGCCAAGGCGCCCGGAAACCAGCCGGUAGCUCAAAACGAGAACAGUCAGGAACAGUCAACUGGUCGGCAAACGGUUCAACUCCGUCAAGAAGCCAGGAGGUCGAGAUCAUUAGAGUGGAUAUAG
Fusarium graminearum PH-1 is the source of this 852-nucleotide messenger RNA. RefSeq lists its product as uncharacterized. Lineage: Eukaryota; Fungi; Ascomycota; Sordariomycetes; Hypocreales; Nectriaceae. The record is from RefSeq and is a predicted model, not a curated record. The transcript has 3 exons. Bases 1 to 852 code for a protein of 283 amino acids.